Molecule: messenger RNA, 420 nt
Organism: Striga hermonthica
Lineage: Eukaryota; Viridiplantae; Streptophyta; Magnoliopsida; Lamiales; Orobanchaceae
Source: the annotation of a GenBank genome assembly
AUGUUGCUCAAGCAGAAGAAGAAUCAGCCCUUGAAGGGAAACAGGUUUUUGAUUAGCGUUACUGUUCUGGGGAGUGCUGGGCCGAUUAGGUUCGUGGUUAACGAGGGCGAGCUUGUGGCUUCUGUGAUCGAUACUGCUUUGAAAUCGUAUGCCCGCGAAGGCAGGCUCCCGAUUCUUGGAUCUGAUCUCGAUAAUUUCAUUCUAUAUUGCCCUAUUGCUGGAACUGAAGCUCUUAGUCCAUGGGAGAUGAUUGGGUCGACUGGUGUCCGCAAUUUCGUGCUGUGCAAGAAGCCCCAAACUGGGAAUUCCAUCGACAGUGGCAAAUCAUCUGCUCCCAUUACAGCAAUGUCUCGAAAGGGGUCUGGAAGUUGGAAGGCUUGGUUUCAUAAAUCUCUCAAUCUGAAGAUAUCUUCUCAUUGA